Tigriopus californicus is the source of this 2914-nucleotide messenger RNA. RefSeq names its product pre-mRNA-splicing factor CWC22 homolog (gene ncm). The transcript is spliced from 10 exons. Lineage: Eukaryota; Metazoa; Arthropoda; Copepoda; Harpacticoida; Harpacticidae. Gene Ontology annotation, cellular component: catalytic step 2 spliceosome. Gene Ontology annotation, molecular function: RNA binding; protein binding. The record is from RefSeq and is a predicted model, not a curated record. Bases 82 to 2856 code for a protein of 924 amino acids. Gene Ontology annotation, biological process: mRNA splicing, via spliceosome.
GUGGUCGGCCGUGUUUGUGUUGAUCUCUAUGUUUGAAGAACAGACAAGUUCAACGUUGUUCUCGCCAACCAUCUAUUCAUCAUGGACCAGGAUUCUGAAUCCCAGGCCCCGAAUCCGGCGCCACGCCCACCUCGAGAAUCGACAGGCCGGCGCUCCUCCUCCUCCUCUUCGUCCUCGUCCUCUGAUUCAGAUUCAGAUUCGGCGCCGUCCAGACGGGACAAAGCUAAGCGUAGGCUUGCCCGACGUGAAACCAAGCGCGCCCGACGCUCCUCUUCUUCCAGCUCAGCUGCUUCAGAAGCUAGUGUUGAGCGGUCAAGACGCCGAAAGAAGGCUGCCCCUGCGCCAGCUUCCAGUUAUGCGCCAAUGGCACGGGCUAAGGAUAUUCCAGCGGUCAAAGAUGUUGCCAAGGAUCCCAAAGCUAGCCUAUUGACCAGUCGCACUGGAGGCGCUUAUAUUCCGCCGGCCAAGCUGCGUCUGUUGCAACAACAGAUCACGGAUAAAAGCUCAAUUGAGUUCCAGCGUUUGUCAUGGGAGGCCUUGAAAAAGUCCAUUAACGGAUUGAUCAACAAAGUGAACACGCCCAAUAUUGGCGUGAUCGUGCGUGAGCUCUUCGGCGAGAACGUCAUCCGAGGCCGGGGUUUGCUCUGUCAGGCCAUCAUGACGGCUCAGACUGCCUCUCCCACAUUCACCCAUGUCUAUGCAGCCUUGGGGGCUAUUGUGAACUCCAAGUUCCCCAAUGUGGGCGAACUCUUGCUGAAGAGGCUCAUUCUCAACUUUAAGCGCGGCUUCAAGCGAAGUGACAAGACCCGUUGCAUGGCCUCCACCAGAUUUAUUGCACACAUGGUCAAUCAACAGGUUGCCCAUGAGGUUCUGGCUCUGGAGAUUUUGACGCUGUUGUUGGAAUCUCCAACGGACGACUCCGUUGAGGUGGCCAUCACGUUUUUGAAGGAAUGCGGUCAGAAGUUGAGUGAGGUGUCUCCCCGUGGGAUUCAUGCCAUCUUUGAACGACUCAGACACGUUCUACACGAAUCCCUUUUGGAUAAAAGAACGCAGUAUAUGAUCGAAGUCAUGUUUCAAGUGCGGAAAGAUGGAUUCAAGGAUAAUCCUUCGGUCAUGGACGAUUUAGAUUUGGUGGAAGAGGACGAUCAGUUCACGCACAUGAUCACCUUGGACGAUGCCACCCAAGGCGACGAGAUUUUGAACGUCUUCAAGAACGAUCCUUCAUUCUUGGAGAACGAGGAAAAGUACAAGGCCAUUAAGAAUGAACUUCUUGGCGAGGAAUCGGGGAGUGGCUCUGAGGAUGCCAAUUCAAACUCUUCUGGAUCAUCAGAGAGUGAAUCCGAAGAUGAGGAGAAAGAACUGGCUGCACCCAUCAUUGAUCAGACAGAGACCAAUAUGAUUGCACUCCGACGAACCAUCUACCUGACUCUGCAAUCGUCACUGGAUUUCGAAGAAGCCGCCCACAAGUUGUUGAAGAUGAACCUUAAGCCUGGUCAUGAGAAGGAACUUUGCCACAUGAUACUAGAUUGCUGUGCACAACAACGUACUUACGAGAAGUAUUAUGGACUCUUGGCCCAGCGUUUCUGCCAAUUGAAUCGCGUUUACGUGGACCCGUUCCAAUCGAUCUUUGAGUCCACCUACAGUACAGUCCAUCGUUUGGAGAUUGGAAAGCUCCGCAACGUGGCUAGACUGUUUGCUCAUCUCCUCUUCACGGAUGCCAUCAACUGGGAGGUGCUCAGUAUGAUUCAUCUCAAUGAGCAUGAGACCACGAGCUCAUCCAGGAUCUUCAUCAAGAUACUCUUCCAGGAAUUGGCUGAAUACAUGGGUGCCAAGAAACUGGUUGAACGCAUCCUGGAUCCGACUCUCCAAAGCGCUUUUGAAGGCCUAUUUCCGCGAGACGAUCCCGCCAAUACACGUUUCUCGAUCAAUUUUUUUACUUCCAUCGGAUUAGGCAACUUGACGGAGGACUUGCGAGCCUUCUUGAAGGCCAAUCCCAGGAAGAAGGUCGAAGUUUCUAGCUCGUCCUCCUCUUCGUCAUCGUCCUCUUCUUCCUCAUCAUCUGACAGCUCUUCAAGUUCUUCAAGUGAAGAGGAGAGGGCCAAAAAGAAGAAGAGAACCAAAAAGGGAUCGAAGAAGAGGGUAAAACACGAUGACAAGGAAAACAAGAAUAAAAGACUCAAAAAUGCUUCAGAAGAAAAUAUGGAAAAAGACGACAGGAGCAGACGAAAGAAAGAAAGGAAAAGGAGUCUCUCGGGCGAAAAGCGUGAGCGCAAACCCUCCCCAGAAAGAAGGGCACGAGAUCAAUCAAAUGAUAGAAAGGAACGCAAUCGCCAAAGAGGAAGGAAGAAACGCGAUCGCUCGGGAGAGAGGAAGGAACGCGAUCGCUCGGGAGAGAGGAAGGAACGCGAUCGCUCGGGAGAGAGGAAGGAACGCGAUCGCUCGGGAGAGAGGAAGGAACGCGAUCGCUCGGGAGAGAGGAAGGAACGCGAUCGCUCGGGAGAGAGGAAGGAACGCGAUCGCUCGGGGGAGAGGAAGGAACGCGAUCGCUCAAGAGAAAGGAAAGAACGGAACUCCUCAAGAGACAAGAAGGAAACGAAUACUUCAAGAGAUAGGAAGGAAGAACGUAACCACUCAGGAGAUAGGAAGGAACGUAGGAGGAGGUACGAUAGCUCAGACAGGAAAGAGGAACGAACUGGAUCUGACAGGUUAACCCGCGACGAUUCAAAUGAUGAAGAACGAACCAAGAGACGGCGUCGAGAUAACAGGAAAGUUAGGGAUAAUUCAGAUGAUGAAGAUAGAAGGCAACAACGUCGAAGAGAGGAGAAAGUGUCCUCAAGAUCUCGAGACCGGAGGUGAUGAUUUCUUAUUUCAAUCUUGAUGUGCCCAAUAAAUCUCCAGAUAUCAUAAAAUGUAA